Molecule: messenger RNA, 1470 nt
Organism: Cottoperca gobio
Lineage: Eukaryota; Metazoa; Chordata; Actinopteri; Perciformes; Bovichtidae
Product: coagulation factor XI-like
Exons: 11
Coding region: 1-1470 (489 amino acids)
Biological process (GO): proteolysis
Cellular component (GO): extracellular region
Molecular function (GO): protein binding
Source: RefSeq, a predicted model, not a curated record
AUGAAAACAUAUUUGAAUUUGGUGGUUCUGCUGUCUCUCUGCAGCCUCUCCUUGGGUCAAGACUGUAGUCCACAGCUUUUGGAGAAUAUGGAUUUCCCGGGAAAUGACAUCAAAUUGGUCUACUCUCCUGAUACUGACCACUGUCAGCAGCUUUGCACCCAGCACCCCUCCUGUCUCUUCUUUACCUUUAUCCGGGCUGACUGGACCAAAGAUAACAGGCACUUCUACUGCUACCUCAAGACCACUUCCUCUGGACAGCCCAAUGUGAAACUUCAACUACAGGGUGCCACCUCAGGAUUUUCUCUCAAAGCCUGCGCCCCAGAACCACAGCUUUGUCUGCCUAAGGUGUACAACAACGUGGACUUCCCUGGGGCAGACUACCGGUCUUUGUUCACAGCAGACCAUGAGGAGUGCCAGAGAGCCUGCACUCAGGACCCUGGCUGUCAGUUCUUUACUUUUUAUAAUGAGUUCAUCACAGCAGAGAAGUCCAGGUACAAGUGCCACCUAAAAUUCAGCUGGUCAAUACCUGUGACUCCCAUUGUCAAAAAAAAGACUGGUGUCGUAUCUGGAUUCUCCAACAAAAUUCUAGUAACUCAACAGUCUGAACCAGCAUGUGAGAGCAAGGUUUUUCCAAACACUGGCACACUGGGAAAUGAGGUCAUGUUUAUUUCUGCUGCCUCUCCUGGACACUGUCAGGCAUUGUGUUCUGAUCAUCCAUCCUGCACCUUCUUCUCUUUUGUCAGUCGUGAAUUCAGUUGUAACCUGAAGAACAACAACAAUGAAAUGGUGACCAUGGCUAAAGAAGGAACCACUUCUGGGUUACCAUCACGCUUCUGUCAGGAUGACAACUGGGUUAAGGUGGAUCACGAUGGAGUCGAUUUCUACGGGUCUGACAUUCGCUCUGAGCGGGUGAAGGACGCAGAUGCAUGUCAGAGGAAAUGUAAUGAGGAUCUUUCCUGCCAGUUCUACAGCUAUACCAAUGAAAACUUCUUUGAUCAUUUGUUCAGUGGUCGCUGCUAUCACAAGCGGGCCAUCACCAUGCCUGCUCCUCCUAAAGUUACCAAACUGGCCAAUGUUGUAUCAGGCUUCCAACUGAGGAACUGUGUUGACCCUGUGCAGCGGAUUAGUCGCUCGGGAAGCCGGCUGGAGUAUUCGCUCGGGAAGCCAACUGAGCCGCUCGGGAUGCCGGGCAGGAGGCCGGGACUGGGGGCCGGACUGGGGGCCGGAGGAGCCGCUCAGGACACCGGCGGAGCCGCUCAGGAGACCGAGCACUGGGGUCUCGAUAGUCGGGGGAACACGGGGAUCUCGAGCGUCAACAGGGACAUGGGGGUCUCGGGAAUCGCAGGGACUGGGCCAGAUAGUCCGGUGCCUCAGGAUCUCCAAUGUAGCGCUCCAGGGUCCCCACCCAGGGAUUCUGUGCACCUCGUGAUGCUGGAGGACGCCCUCAAUCUUUUCGGGCGAGACUGGUAA